This is a messenger RNA of Mya arenaria, 1853 nucleotides long. Its product is annotated as discoidin, CUB and LCCL domain-containing protein 2-like. The coding region runs from base 222 to 1220 and encodes 332 amino acids. The record is from RefSeq and is a predicted model, not a curated record. NCBI's taxonomy places the organism in Eukaryota, Metazoa, Mollusca, Bivalvia, Myida, Myidae. The transcript is spliced from 8 exons.
AUGGCGGAUGUGUGGCUUUAAUGUAAAUAGUGACGGUAUUAAAACACUGGCGGACUAUUUCCGUGGCGGAAAGGUGAUCUGUAUUUUGCCGGGAAAAUACAAGACUUAAUUGGUGUGCACUCAGUCUUUAUUCAAUUGGAGAACAGUUAAAAGAAAGACGUUGAAGAAAAGCGGACAGUUUAAAGCCGGCACUUCACUUUUUAUUUAAAAGAAUAUUUGGAAUGUUUUACAAGAUGGACUAUAUACUCAACGUUGCAAUAUUGUCACUUAUAGCUGGGGUUCACGUUCAACUUUCAUAUGCGCAAUGUGAAGAAAAUUUAAUACCAGCUGUAUUGGAUUCGAUGACGUCAUCGAGCGUUAAUGAUGUCAGUGACAAAACAACCAAUUACGGUGCAGGUCGCGGGGUCAUCAACGCAACGCAGGUCAAGGACGCUCAUGGAAUCACACAGAUGGGGGCCUGGAUCCCAGAGAAAAGCAAUUUAAACCAGUGGCUUCAAAUCCAGCUGAAGGAGCCGGCGUUAAUUCGGGGGCUGGAGACGCAGGGUCGGGAUGGUGAGGGACAAUGGGUGGACAAAUACCGGGUUCUGUACAGUGCGGACUGUAAGCAUUGGCACACCGUCGGGGGCUUCAAUGUCACUGAUAUGUUUUUUACGGGAAACAGUGACGACAAGUCUACGGUGAGGAAUAUGUUCCACUGCCCGGCGAUUGCCAAAUGUAUACGGGUCCAGCCCCUGGGGUGGAAUAAAGACAUCGCCCUCAGGGUCGGGCUCGUCGGAUGUCCUCUUGGAUCUGUCGCCGCAAUGAUGACAACACAGCCGACUACCACCACCACUACGCCAGCACCAACAACGACGCCAACCACAACAACGACACCAACAACGACCAGCACAACAACGACGCCUACGACUACUACAAGCACUACCACCACCACAACGACACCUAAAAUGAUGACAACAAAAGCACAGACAACAAAGGCCCCCAUAACUACUGCCAAUGUAGUCACACCCUCGACCACAGCGUCCAGUCUGCAAAAGACAGGCGGGAAGUGCAUCAGCUCAUGCAAGGGUCUUGCGAACGGGGACUACCAGUCUUGUAACAGAUGUGACGUGUACAUCACGUGCGUGUGGUGGAGCAUGUAUGGCAACCGACCCUGUCCCAAGAUGCAAAAGUGGGAUGACAACCUCAAGCGCUGCGGCAUAAAGUCAGACACGUGUCCUUAAAGACGUAUAUGACGUCAUACGCUAGAUAAAGCUACACACUACUUUUGAAUAUACAUUUGCAAAUUGUUAAAUUAUUAUUUCACGCAGUAAGAACUAAACCCUUUUAUGUUUUAUGUAGCCGACUGCCAUGAUUAUUGAAAGACAAGUUAGACUUGAUAAUAAUAAGAUCAACGCGCACUAAAAACAUGCGCCGACAUUCAGCAGCGUAAAACUAGAAAAAUAUUGUUUAUAAGCUAUAAUCAGAAAUCAUUAUCUUUUCUUCAGCUUUAUUGUCAGAAUAAAAACUUUUUCUAUCAUACUGGAGCAUUUUAGAUGAAUUAUAAGGAGUUAAAAUUGUUCAUAUCCAAGAUAUAUGUAAAUGAACACUCUUAAUUUGAAACUAAUAUUUGCAUCUUUUAGUGGCAUGCAACCUUUAAACUACACGUGUGUUAGACGAAUCGUUUAUGCCCUUUUUAUAAACUGAAUCGAAUAAAAAAAACAUGGCCAGCAUUUUGUAGAUUUCUAGUAUUGUUCCGGUAGUUUUCAGUUUCCAUGUAUUGUUAAAUUAUUUAAAAAACCCCACAUAUAUUCUGCUGGCAGAAUUUUUUUCCCCAACGAUAAAAGCAUAAUAAAUAUUUGAGCAAGAAAAACAUA